CAGCGGAGCAGGUGUGCGAUGCCGAGGAGCGCCGAGAGGGUGAUAUCCCGGCUCUUCCUUUCUUUUGCGAGCUGAGAGAAUGAGCAGGCGAGGACCACUGACCUGUCUCCACUGGGUUUCCAAGAGGUGAGUCGUGGCAGAUCCCCAGCUGGCGUUGUCAAGAUGUCGUACUUUGCCGACCACUUCUGGGGAGAAAAAAACCAUGGUUUUGAUGUUCUGUAUCACAACAUGAAGCAUGGGCAGAUCUCCUCCAAGGAGCUGGCGGACUUUGUACGAGAGAGGGUUACUGUGGAAGAGGCCUAUGCCAAAUCCAUGGUCAAGAUGUCCAAGAUGGCUGGAAACAGCAGCCAAGUCGGGACUUUUGCGCCCCUCUGGGAGGUCUUCCGCAUCUCGUCCGACAAACUGGCCCUGUGCCACGCGGAGCUGGUGAAGAAGCUUCAGGAUUUGAUCAAGGAGAUCGGGCGCUAUGGAGACGAACAAAUACGGGUGCACAAAAAGUCAAAAGAUGAAGUGGCAGGGACCCUGGAAGCUGUUCAAGUCCUACAAGGCGCCGCUCAGCAUCUCCCAAAGGUCAAGGAGAACUACCACAGCCGUUGCCAGGAGCUGGAACGUCUGCGCAGGGAAGGGGCAAGCCAGAAAGAGAUUGAUAAGGCCGAAUUGAAGUCCCGUAAGGCAGUUGAAGCCCUGCGGCGAGCUGUGGACAAAUACAACCUGGCCCGCGACGAUUUCGAGCAGAAGAUGCUGGACUCGGCUAUGCGCUUCCAAGAAGUGGAAGAUUCUCACUUGUGCCACAUGAAAGCCCUCAUCAGCUCCUACGUCCACUCAGUGGAGGACACCCAUGUCCAGAUUGGGCAGGUACACGAGGAGUUCAAACAGAAUAUGGAGAACAUCGGGGUGGAGACUUUGCUACGCAACUUUGCAGAGAGCAAAGGAACCGGCCGCCAUCCACCAGGGCCGCUGGAUUUUGACGAGCUGAGCAUGACCCCAGCACAGGAAGGACCAAAGCGAACCCGCAGCAAAGCCUUUCGCAUCCCUGGCCUGAGUCGCAAAGACCGCGAACGGGAUUCUGUGGAAUCUCCAGAGGCAGAUUCAGUGCAACCUCCAGAAGUAGAUGAAGAAGGCUUUACUGUCCGUCCUGAUACAAACCAGAAUGCACGUGAGCGUGGGAACCACUUCUGCUCGUCCAGCGAUUCAGAUUACGAUGAUGAGGAACCCCACAAGUUCUACAUCCGCAUCAAACCUGUACAGCCAAGGGAGAGAACUAGCAGCGCGGCAGCCUCUGCUGCAGUGGAACAGCUCAAAGCUUCUGUUGGCAACCUCAUCCUGCCGCCAAGCGUGGGGUGCACAAUGAAAAGGCAUUCGUCUAGACACCUGAAAUCUCUUGCCUCUGCUGCUGCGGAAACAGAUUCUGACUCGGCCCCAGCUCCAGGUGACAAAUUGGGAAAAUCGCAGACUCCCCGCCUUGCCAUCCGGACAAACAGUUGCGAUGACAAGGUUCCUGAAACAGAUGCCCUGCCCGUCAGUGCGCUAUUUGGACCUCCGCUGGAAUCUGCUUUUGAAAGCGAAGAUUUCUCAGCCCCCCGGUCGUACCUCCUGGCUUCUAGCCCGUCCCCCUUUUCCUCCUCGUCUCCUGAGAAUGUGGAAGACUCUGGGCUGGACUCGCCGUCGCAUGUGGUCACCGGGCCCUCCCCAGAUUCCCGUCUGUGGAGCCCACGGCCCUGCACCCCCCAGAGCCCUCUUGGCAAGCGGUCUUCAAAGAGUUCUCUGAGUCUUCGUGGCAAUCGCCGUGGCCUCCUGGCUGAGGAUGGACCGAACCCUUGGCUGCCCCAACCCACAUCCCAGGAUCUCCCCUGCUUUGCGUCGGAGCCUGACUGGGCAGAUUCUGUAUCCGCCUGGCCUGCAGUGACUCACAGCAAUUCCACCUGCCACCGCGAAGCAUCUUCUCCUGACCCCUUCUCCGUGGAGGGCGCUGUCACCAACCGGCGGGUCUGGGCGGCCAGGCCUCGCAGCCCGACCUCAGACUGCCCCCCACGGGCCUGUGAGCGCGACAGCUGCCUGUCGUCCAAUUCCGCAUCCUCUUCCUCAUCCUCCCCAGCGCCUCCUAGCAGCGGAGACUCCACCAGCCCCUCCCCGUGGGCCCCGCGGUGCCGGGACAUGGAGAGCGGGACACCAGGUGUCCCCGAGGUGUCAUCUGAACCCACAUCUCUUCCUCUGUCUGUCGCACCUGGUUUGGCCACAGUGAUGGCCCCGCCUCGGAGAUGCCGUGCAAAAAGGCCUUCGGCGGUUUCAGCUGCCUGUGUCGGCAGCGACACGCCUCGGUCCUUGAGCCCCUCCCCGCUUUGGGCCUUGUCAGCUCCCCCGAACUCGGCCAGCCUGACGGAACGGGCCUUCUUCAUGGCCACACAGCCAGGAAUUGGCAUCUCCCGUGGUCCAUCCCCUGUGGUCCUGGGCUCUCAGGAUGCAUUGCCUGUUGCAACGGCCUUCACGGAAUAUAUCCAUGCUUACUUCAAAGGUCAUAACUCGGACAGCUGUCUCGUCAAGGUCACCGGCGAACUCACUAUGUCCUUCCCGGCGGGGAUAGUCCGAGUCUUCAGUGGUACCACAGCACCCCCGGUCCUGAGUUUCCGCCUUCUCCACACUGCCUCCAUUGAACAGUUCCUGCCCAACUCUGAUCUCCUCUUUAGCGACCCAUCCCAAAGUGACCCCAGCAGCAAGGAUUUCUGGCUCAACAUGGGGGCCCUCACCACGCACCUCCAGAAGCAGGCAGAACAAGUGACCGCUGCUCCCUACUUUAACGUUCCCCUGCUCAGAUACCAGUAUUCCAAGCACGGCCCUGCUUGGGCGCCCCUGCAGUUGACUGUGAACUGGGAGUGUGCUUCAGACACCACCAGGGUGUGCGUGGAUUACAACUACAAUGCCUCGGCCCUCGCCUCGGCGGUGGCACUCACCAAUGUGCAAGUCCUGCUGCCCAUCGAAGAGCCAGUGGCCAACGUCCGGCUGCAGCCGACGGCCUGUUGGAAUCUGGAAGAGAAGCGCUUGCUUUGGAAGCUGCUGGAUGUCCCUGGUGCCCAAGGCCUUGGAGGUUGUGGCCGCCUGUUGGCCAGCUGGGAGCCCUUGAACGGUCCCACCAAGCCAAGCCCGGUGGCUGCUCAGUUUACCAGUGAGGGCAGCACUGUCUCGGGCACGGAUGUGGAGCUGGUCGGCAGCGGCUACCGGAUGUCGCUCGUAAAGAAGAGGUUUGCCACAGGAAUUUACCUCGCUGGCUGCUGAAGAGGCUUCUCUGUCCAUUGCUGCUUUUAAAGAUGUGUGCUGGAAGAUGGGAAGAAAGGAUAUAUUGUGUUUUAAAUUAUUUUUUUUCUGUUGCCUGGAUUUUAAACACUGGAACAAGAGCAUGGUUGGCCGUAUGAAGCGGCUAGCAACCCCCCUCCCCGCCCAAACUAGAGGGAGGCAGGUCCUUUGAAUGCUGGGAAACCCACACAAUUGCACUUAAGGAGAACAUUCCCUGGUUUAAUUGCCCCUCUGUUUUCACACUCCUCUCAAAAUUGCUUGUUUCCCAUCUCCCCUCCCCUCCCCCUGUUUUUAAGCUCACCACAGCGCUGCCUUCCAGAACUGGGAAGGGGACGGCCUCCUUUCCCCAGCUGCUAGCUGAAGCGCUAAAGGGGGGCAUUGCUCUUUUAAUAAAAACACUUGUUUUCUAAUAAAAUUUUA
Molecule: messenger RNA, 3708 nt
Organism: Eublepharis macularius
Lineage: Eukaryota; Metazoa; Chordata; Lepidosauria; Squamata; Eublepharidae
Gene: FCHO1
Product: FCH and mu domain containing endocytic adaptor 1
Exons: 29
Coding region: 163-3270 (1035 amino acids)
Biological process (GO): clathrin-dependent endocytosis; clathrin coat assembly
Cellular component (GO): plasma membrane; clathrin-coated pit; cytoplasm
Source: RefSeq, a predicted model, not a curated record